Messenger RNA from Radiomyces spectabilis, 604 nucleotides. RefSeq lists its product as uncharacterized. The transcript has a single exon. The record is from RefSeq and is a predicted model, not a curated record. NCBI's taxonomy places the organism in Eukaryota, Fungi, Mucoromycota, Mucoromycetes, Mucorales, Radiomycetaceae. The coding region runs from base 114 to 527 and encodes 137 amino acids.
CUCCUUUGUAUCCGUCAACAAUAACAUGACACGCUCAUCACGAACAGAAGGAUUCGGUAAAUAUACGCUUAAUUACUGUUUUUUUUUGAAUUAUUCAACUCGUCAUUGUUAUCAUGUUACUUGGAUCGUCUUCCCGCCCCUCGUCCAAAGAUAUAUCAAUGGCGACUGUUUUACUCGAACAACAACUGCUGCUUCGCGCGGCUGUGGACGAAAUGAGUCAUCCGGAUUUUAACAGAACCGAAGUACGAAAGUUCCUCGCGCUUGCGUCACAAUAUAACGGACGUAUGCAGGAGCUAUAUCCAUACGAAGACCACACAUCAGAAAGCAACUGGUCAACAAAGCGCCCCAGGCCAACCGAUGAAGGUUCUGCUGAAAGAGCAUUUAUCGACAAAUUCAAGCGUGACAUUGUAGCUCGCACGGGCCAUAUGAAUUGGAAUGUUUGCUUGGCACAUGGGCGGGCUCAGGGCCUCUUUCAUCGCUUUUUAGCUGGGCAGUCACUUCGACAAUGGAACCAACGGCGCAAGUAAUAAUCUCCACACCCUUUCCUUCCCUGUUAAAAUUCUACUAAUCAUCCAAUCUUGCCAUCAUCUAAUAAAGUACCUCC